AUGCACAAGAGGUUUUUUGUCCUGCGGGCUGCUAGUGCUGGAGGACCCUCCCGGUUGGAGUACUACGAAAACGAGAAAAAAUGGAGACACAAGUCUGGGGUGCCUAAAAGGUCAAUCCCGCUGGAGAGCUGCUUCAACAUAAAUAAAAGAGCAGAUUCCAAAAACAAAUACCUGGUGGCUCUUUACACCAAGGACGAGUAUUUCUCUAUCGCAGCGGACAGCGAGCAGGAACAAGACAGGUGGCACCAAGCACUAGUGGACCUACACAACAAAGGUAAAGUUCACGAUGCUGCUGUUGGUGGCAGUGGGAUGGCAGAGGAGAAUUAUGGAGAAAACAUGCCAGGACCUGCCUUUAAAGAAGUCUGGCAAGUUAUUUUGAAACCAAAGGGCCUGGGACACACCAAAAACUUAAUUGGGAUUUACAGAUUGUGCCUAACAAAUAAAACCAUCAGCUUCGUAAAAUUGAACUCUGACGCAGCGGCGGUCGUGCUGCAAUUAAUGAAUAUAAGGAGAUGCGGUCAUUCAGAGAAUUUCUUUUUCAUUGAAGUGGGAAGAUCCGCAGUCACAGGACCGGGGGAAUUUUGGAUGCAAGUGGACGACUCUGUCGUGGCUCAAAAUAUGCAUGAAACCAUCCUGGAGGCGAUGAAAGCGAUGAGCGAGGAAUUUCGUCCCAGGAGCAAAAGCCAUUCCUCGUCAAACUGCUCCAACCCAAUCUCUGUGCCUUUGAGAAGGCAUCACCACAACAACCUGCCCCCUAGCCAAGUGGGACUGGGAAGGAGGUCCCGGGCUGAGAGUGUGACGGCCAUCUCGCCUGCUGGCCCGGGAAAGCACAGUCAUUCAUUCAGAGUGAGAGCCUCUAGUGAUGGGGAGGGAACCAUGUCCAGACCAGCCUCAGUAGAUGGUAGCCCCUGUGUUGCCAGGACACAGUCUCACAGACACAGAGGCGCCUCCCGCCUCCACCCUCCCCUCAACCACAGCAGGUCUAUCCCCAUGCCCUCCUCGCGCUGCUCCCCCUCAGCAAUCAGCCCAGUUAGCCUGUCCUCCAGCAGCACGAGCGGGCACGGCUCCACUUCAGACUGUCUCUACCCCCGCCGCUCCAGUGCCUCCAUAUCUGGCUCUCCUAUUGAUGGGGGAUUCAUUUCCUCUGAUGAGUAUGGAUCCAGCCCCUGUGACUUCAGGAGCUCCUUCCGCAGUGUCACCCCUGAAUCCUUGGGUCACACACCCCCCGCCAGGGAGGAAGAACUCAAUAACUACAUCUGCAUGGCCAAGCCUGCAACUCUUCCUGGGGGCCACUGUGGCUGCAGCCCCCACCCCCACCGUACGCCAUCCCACCUGGACGAGCUUGAGCUGGAGAAGUGCUUCAGGAAACGGACACACUCCUUGAGCACGUCUCCCCCGACAGUGUGCCACCAGAAGACCCCCUCUCAGUCCUCCACAGUAUCGCUGGAGGAGUACACAGUGAUGCAGCCUGCAUACUUGUCAUGCAGCCGAGCAUCCAGCUACAGGCACUCUGCCUUCAUGCCCACACACUCAUACCCAGAGGAGGGCAUAGACAUCCCCUUAGAGGACAACAGGGUGAGCCAAAAAGAUGAUGGCUACAUGCCCAUGACCCCAGGUGUGGCACCUGCCACAGGUAAGAGUGCCGACUACAUGCCCAUGAGCCCCAAAAGUGUGUCGGCCCCACAGCAGAUCAACUCCCGCCAGCACCCCAGAAUGGACUCCAAUGGGUACAUGAUGAUGUCACCCAGCGGGAGCUGCUCACCAGACACCACAAACUAUGGUCAAAUCUGGACCAAUGGGGUCAACCCUAAGCUGUCUGUCGAGAGCACGGAGGAGAAGUUGUCGUCGUGCGGGGAUUACAUGAACAUGUCGCCGGCCAGCUGCUCCAUGAUCAGCACGCCGCCAGACUGCUACUUCAACCUGGUGGAGGAGCCGCCCAAGUCCAUGUAUGCCUACUUUUCCUUGCCUCGCUCCUUCAAACACAGCCACAGGAAGCUGGACCAGAACCCCCUGCGCCUCUCGCUCAGCUCUGGACGCCUGGCCUUCGGGGACUCCUCUUCCUCCUCCACGAGCAGCGACAGUCUGGGGGGACAGGGCCACAGUGGUCAGCCCGUGGUCAAGCCCAAAAGAGCUGAUGUGGACAGCAGGCUGGCCAGGCCCACGAGCCUCUCUCUGGAGGGCAACAAAGCCAGCACCCUGCCUCGCGCCCGUGAGUGCCCCUUCCCCGCAGAGCCCAAGAGCCCUGGGGAGUAUGUCAACAUAGUGUUCAACGACAAGGCCUUCUCAGCUAGUUUGGCCACUCUCUUCUCCCCCGUGUUCCCAGGGAGUGGCCCAGAGAGGCCAGCAGAGAUUUCCUCUGACUACAUGAACAUGCACCUGGGUGCUCAGGGCAGGGACAUUCCCUGCUGGGCAGCCAAACCCCCAGCCUCCUGCACAGAUGGCUAUGCUAUAGUGGCCCCUGCGGCUCCCUCCUCUGUGAUCCACUGUGAGAACCUCUGUAGACGGGACUACAGCAGCACACAGACUGACUACUCCAACACAGAGAUGAUUCUGAAUGCUCCAGUGUCAGCCAUUGAUGUCACCCCCUUCUCCGUGUCCCCUCCCAGCCAGGACCUGUCUGUGCUGGGCGCAGGUCCCAGUGCCGUGCAUUUGGGACUAAUGGGCCCUCUCUCUGGGCUGAGUGCUUUCACUAGGGUUAACUCCAGCUCCAUCUGGAACCAGGGAGCUAAAGUGAUCCGCGCCGACCAGCAGGGUCGGCGCCGGCACAGCUCCGAGACCUUCUCCUCCACGGGAGCCCCGGUCAGCGCCGCCUCAUCCUCCGUUGGGGAAGUGAAACGUCACAGCUCCGCCUCUUUCGAGAAUGUGUGGCUGAAACCGGGAGAAUCCCCAUUAUCUGCCAACGGGAGGAGAGAGAGCCCGCCAGGGCCCAGCUCUAACGGUCAAAACCAGAACCGGCUGAACUACAUCGACCUGGACCUGGCUCGGGACCAGAACCUCCCAGAGUGGAGUUCCCUCCAGGCCAGAGCCAGGGACAUGCAAGGUGGCAGUGCCCCAGAGGACCUGCGCGCCUAUGCCAGCAUUCGUUUUCAGAAAGCCGACGAGUCAAGGAUGAACCCCGCUCACAGAGAAGGUAAGACUGCCCGCUCCCUGUAG
This is a messenger RNA of Coregonus sp. 'balchen', 3153 nucleotides long. The record is from the annotation of a GenBank genome assembly. Lineage: Eukaryota; Metazoa; Chordata; Actinopteri; Salmoniformes; Salmonidae.